Phytophthora sojae is the source of this 495-nucleotide messenger RNA. RefSeq lists its product as hypothetical. The transcript is spliced from 2 exons. NCBI's taxonomy places the organism in Eukaryota, Oomycota, Peronosporomycetes, Peronosporales, Peronosporaceae. The annotation marks the transcript as partial. The record is from RefSeq and is a predicted model, not a curated record.
CGGUGGAGCUCGACGUUCACGAUGCUGGAACAGUACGUGCGCAUCCGCGAUGAGAUCAAGCGCGUGGACGCCGUGUACGACCUAGUACCAAAGCCAGCUGCUCAUCGCCGGAUAGUCGCGCUGACGGAGACCCUCAAGACCAUCAACAGCGUAUGCAAGAAGCUCCAGGAAGACACCCUCAGCAUAGGCGCCGUGCGCGUCCGCUUCGACAAGAUGGCGGAGAUGUUCCCCAUUACAAGUUCGUUGCUGUCACCAGAUGCCAACAUCAUUCACUCUUCGGUGUUUGAGAGCGCUGUUGUAAAGGUAAUCAUGGCAAUUCCACCGACCAGUAACCGCUGCGAGAGACUCGUCUCGCAGUGCAAACUUGUGAUGACGCUGCAGCGCUCGUCUCUCCUCCCUAUCAACUUUGAGAUGAUCGAGUUUUUGCGUACAAACCGUAAGUACUGGGAUGCCCACACUCUAAUGGGCAUUGAUGUUGCUGAUGCUGAUGAUUAG